AAGCGUAACACUACUACUUUCUACGGCGGGAGAUAAUCUGGAACUCUCUGGUUUUAACACAUUGAGAACGAACGUGAACUUCAUGCUGAUACAGGUACCUGGAACGGUAAUUCUGAUCAUCCAGCAAGCUCAUCCAACCUCCAACCUCCGUAAUCAACAUGAAACACGACGAAGGGGCAUCAUUCCCAGAUAUGCCACUCAUCAGGCGAGUCCAUCCGACCAGCGACGAGACGCCACCCUGGGUUGGCAUCUUUUUCGUUCCGUCAGUCGGCUCCGAUGAGCUGGCCGAGCAGCUCAAAGCCAGGUACCCGCAAUGUCAGACUCUUCGCGAGAGAAAACACAUGGCCGCGAUCGAAUUCCUCAAGCUCGAACUCGACCGGAUACAGUCGGAGAGACUGGCGGCGAACUCCACUACCCAGAGCAUCCUCGAGUGCGCGCCUUCCGCUAGCCCGAUGACCUCCGUCUGCUACGAUGAAACUGUCGAGGGACAUAGCUGUCCGGAAAGCGUUCACAUGUCAGACUCGCCCGCUAGAUCAAGAAAGCUUUCAUCAGGCGCGGAGCUUGAUGCGCGACAGACGAAGUCACGGAGUGCGAAAGCCCAGCGUCUUCCGACAGACACAGCAGCCACAGCGCAUGGUCAGCAGUUUGUUUUCAACGCUGCAGAUGGACGGACGAUGGAGCCGAAGACAAAGAGAAAGAUGACUGUGCAAGAGAAGGGCGAAUACAAAAGGACAAGAAAGCGCGGUGCAUGCCCGAAAUGCCGGCGCCACAAGGAGAAGUGCACGCACACAAUUGACCACGCUGUACAACUUGACGGUUUAGAAAAGCCGGCGAAAGCAACGAAAAGGAGGAGCUCAAUGUGUCCUACAACGGAUGAGGUGAUUUUUAACAAGUCACACAGAUCCGAGCACGCAUCUGACGUCCGUCACCUCGCUUCCGAUCUUCCGAAACAGCUUCAACUCCAAGUUUCAGGCCAACCGGCAUUUCACCACACGUCGAGCGAGGUUCCAACUCGUGGUGAUAUCGUGCUGGUCGACGCGCAGCGAGAAGUCGAUCUGCGAAGCAGGGAUGGCUCUGAGAGAUCUGGAACACCGUCAUCCGUCAACUCUCAAGAAACGGCGGACUCAUAUCUGCCUGUCGCCCAGAUACCGGCAGUUAUGUCUGCGGCAAAGCGAGGGAGGGAUGGCUAGCGUUUGGUUCGAAUACAUGUAUAUACGGGGGACCACAGUAAGCGGGCUUGAAUACAUCUAGGCUGAGGUAUUUGGGAGUCGAUGGAGUUGUACCAGUUCAGAGUGAGAAUGUAUACAUAAGCGAUAAGGAAGGAUGGUGUAUUUUAUGAUUUUCGUACGACAGGAC
Molecule: messenger RNA, 1356 nt
Organism: Dothidotthia symphoricarpi CBS 119687
Lineage: Eukaryota; Fungi; Ascomycota; Dothideomycetes; Pleosporales; Dothidotthiaceae
Exons: 5
Coding region: 159-1190 (343 amino acids)
Source: RefSeq, a predicted model, not a curated record